This is a messenger RNA of Laetiporus sulphureus 93-53, 1716 nucleotides long. RefSeq lists its product as uncharacterized. The record is from RefSeq and is a predicted model, not a curated record. Lineage: Eukaryota; Fungi; Basidiomycota; Agaricomycetes; Polyporales; Laetiporaceae. Bases 1 to 1716 code for a protein of 571 amino acids. Gene Ontology annotation, molecular function: DNA-binding transcription activator activity, RNA polymerase II-specific; transcription cis-regulatory region binding. The transcript is spliced from 5 exons. Gene Ontology annotation, cellular component: RNA polymerase II transcription regulator complex.
AUGGAUCCUUUCGGUGGAGUGCAGCAGUUUUGGGAUCUCUCGCAGCAGCCAAACACGUUUUCUGCGCUGCCGGAUGACGAUUUCCUUGCGUUCCUGGAGAAGCAAUUCCCCAGCGCCGUGGGCAACAACAACAUCAGCCACUUUGAUGGCAUUCCCGAGGUCGUUGAUCCCCAAAACCUCAGUCGUUUCCCAAUACCGAAUCCUACUCCCCCUUCCAGCGACAGCAGCCCCAGUCCUCCAAGUAUCAACCAUGAACAUAGCCCUUCGAGGCCAGAGUCAGGGGUGUUCAACAAUUCGACGUCUGCGUCCACCAGCGUGGAGCCGGAGGAUCCGGGACUCAAGCGUAAAGCAAGCCACGAUAGUAUGGUUGAUGAACCGUCGCAUAAGAAUCAGCAUACAACCACCCCUUCUCCCUCUGCAGCUCACAAUAAGAAGAUGACGAGCUCUCGUCGUAAGUCCACUGGAAACCCUUCGCAAGAUGAGACCCGUCUGUUGAAACGUAAGGAGCAGAACCGUGCCGCCCAAAGGGCGUUUAGAGAGCGUAAGGAGAAACACGUCAAGGAUCUCGAGGACAAAGUCGCUGCCCUCGAGGCAAAAAACCAAAUGACCGAGUCGGAGAACGAGAACCUCCGUGACCUACUGUCUCGACUUCAGAAUGAGAACAUGAUGCUGAAGCAAGCAGCGUUUACGUUCUCGGUGCCUCGAGACAAUGGGUCCAAUAUGGGCAACGGGGGCUUUGGUACCACCAAUGGCAACCCGCCGCAAUCGUUCAACUUUGCAUCACCUGGAGCUGGACCGAGCAGAGCGCCCAUAUCACCGCCGCAGCCGCAUCCACCACUCAACUUCAACUCGCUCAUCUCGUUCGAUCCGAACAUGUUGAACGUGCCGGAAGAACCUACGGCGACAGAGGGGGCGAUGAACAUGGACUUUGGCUUUGGUCAGCCACAUUGUCAGUACAAGACAAUCGCGGCCAACCCCAUGUUCAUGUCGUUCGCUGAGCCAUCUCCGUACGACUCGUCAGCCAAGUCCAUCACCGGGAACGGGAAUGGGCAGAAUGGCAACGCACAGAACGGCAAUGGACAAAACACAAACUAUUUCAAUAACUUUGAUGUCGGCUCGUUUAGUGAUUGGACACCACCGGACGAGUCGAGCGGGUUGGACCAAUUGUUCGGUGGAAACUAUAUUGGCCCACAGAAUGGCGUGGAUUUCAAUGCGCUGCUGAAGAGCCCACCGAGCUCGAUAAGUCCCGUCUCACACGCGAGUUUCCGCUCAACAUCGUCGUCAUCACCAUCAUCGUCCUCAUUAUCAAGUCCUGGCAAUGGCGGAGAUUGCACGGGUACCAACCAGUGUCCGAAGACGAAGGAGGAGCUGGCGAAGCACAUUCAGAAGGAGGGCAGCUCGUCCUUCACACAAUGCGACAUGCCUAUUGCGCCCUUCUUGCGCAAGCAUGCGGAUGAGAGUGGCGGUCCGAUGAUCAUGUGCAAGGGGAGCUCGUUCCCACCGACGGAGAAGAGCGACAAGAACGUCGAAGUGCUCACUGCGUGGCGGAGCAUCACGAGCAAUCCUCAAUUCAAGGAUGUUGAUAUCAAUGAGCUUUGCUCAGAAUUCACGAGCAAGGCAAGAUGUGACGGGACGAAGGUCGUGCUUGAGCCUCAGGGUGUACACCACAUCAUUGAGACGCUCGCCGCCAAGAGGCAACAGCAGGGCAAGCAGUAG